Molecule: messenger RNA, 1985 nt
Organism: Ictalurus furcatus (blue catfish)
Lineage: Eukaryota; Metazoa; Chordata; Actinopteri; Siluriformes; Ictaluridae
Product: deleted in malignant brain tumors 1 protein
Exons: 7
Coding region: 126-1484 (452 amino acids)
Cellular component (GO): membrane
Source: RefSeq, a predicted model, not a curated record
CAAAUGUUAUAGAGUGAUACUUACUGUACAUUUUAAAAAGUCACAGAAACAGGAAAUUGCCAAAAAAAAAAAAAAAACUCCACCUCUUCAGAUGCAUAGAAAAAGACAGACAGUCUCGUGAUGUCAUGAGUUUCACCGUGAGAAGACAGCAGCAGUGGACACUCACUAACACCAAACUGAACAACACCUCAAGGACCAGGAUGCUGAGACUUUCUCUCUAUUUACUGCUUGCCAUUGUUCUUAGAGCUUCUCAUCUGGCUGAUGGCGCUAACAUACGACUCGCUGGCGAUAAUAACUCCUGCACUGGUAGAGUGGAAGUCUAUAAUAAUUACCAGUGGGGAACAGUGUGUGAUGAUUACUGGGACAUAAAUGAUGCGCAGGUGGUGUGUAGACAGCUUGGAUGUGGUAAUGCUGUCAGCGUUCAUCACAAUGCCCACUUUGGUCAGGGAAGUGAUCCAAUAUGGCUGGAUGAUGUUCAGUGUUCUGGAAGUGAAAACACCAUCACACAGUGCACUCAUAGAGGAUUUGGAGAACACAACUGUGGCCAUGAUAAAGAUGCUGGUGUUACUUGUUUAGGUCGUAAUCAGGUCAGGCUGGUGAAUGGUCCAAGUAACUGUUGUGGUCGAGUGGAGAUCCAGCACAAGGCCCAGUGGGGAACAGUGUGUGAUGAUUAUUGGGACUUAAAGGAUGCUGAGGUGGUGUGUAGACAGCUUGGAUGUGGUAAAGCUGUCAGUGCUCCUCCUAAUGCCCGCUUUGGUCAGGGAAGUGAACCAACCUGGCUGGAUGAAGUUCAGUGUAAUGGAACUGAGAGUGUAUUAGAUCAGUGCUCACACAGAGGAUUUGGAGUAGAGAACUGUGGAUAUCAUGAAGAUGCUGGAGUUGUGUGCUCAAACUUGCAGACUCCUACAUUGACUCAGAUCUCCCCAAACUCUGUGGUCUCACCUGGAGAAGUCCUUCAGUUCAGAUGUUCCAUACCCAGCCUAACAUGCAUCUCUGUAGACUUCAGUUUGUAUAAAACUGGAAUAUUAAUAAAGAAUCAAACUGCAGAGACUACAACAACAUUUAAUCUGACUGUAGAUGCCUCACAUCAGGGCCAGUACACCUGUGACUACUCAUACAGGGAAAGUGCCUCCACAUCACCCAGGAGCAACUCCAUUACCAUCACUGUGGCAUCUCUGGCUCUCUACAUUGGUGUUGGAGUGACAGCAGGACUGCUUCUCAUCUUAGUUCCAGUCAUCGUUUGCUUUGUGAAGAAACAAAAGAGACGGAAAUGUCAGAUGGAUAUGAAGAAUGAUAUACAGUGUACCAAAAACACACAUAAGAGCCCCCAAGGAAAGAACGAGACAGAUGCUGUUUAUGAAAACGCAGAAACUAUUUUCCAGCAGAAGGACAAUUUGGACAACUCUGAUCACGACUACAUUAAUGUUGAUGCUCAUGAGCAAAGAAGUGAUGUGGACAAUGACUAUGAGAAUGUAGAUAUUUAGGCAAACUGUGUAGAGUAGUGUUGAGAACUAAACAAUUAUCCAGUAUCUACAGUCCCCAAACAAUACCAUGGUUCAAUUGGAUAAUUUCCAUUGUCAAGAUACAAUCCUUUUCUUUUUUUUUAAAUAACAAAUUGUUUUGGUUCGUUUAAUCUUUUUAGAUGUUAUGAUAUUAAAACUUUUAUUUUCAUUUUCUUAAAAGUUUGUUGUUACCCAUUUAUCUCACUGCUACUUGAAAAUGGCUUAGUGGUCCAAUACAAAAUGGUAUAUUCAAGUUUUCAUUUUGUAUUUUUAAUAUUAAAUCAUAAACUGAUGACAAUGCAAAAAUCAGAAAAUAAUGCUAGGUGCACCUGAAAUGUAGGCGUUUUUUUUAUUUAUUUACUGUAUUUACUCUUACCUUCCUGCAACAUAUAUUCAGUCUUAUGAAUAGCUGUUUGGGAUUUUGGGUAUUUUGGACCUAAACUGGACAUUUUGAAACAAAUUAUUUUGCAAAUAUGUAUUUGU